Molecule: messenger RNA, 255 nt
Organism: Protopolystoma xenopodis
Lineage: Eukaryota; Metazoa; Platyhelminthes; Monogenea; Polystomatidea; Polystomatidae
Source: the annotation of a GenBank genome assembly
AUGACGGACAUACGAGGAUCCUUCCAGUUCUUUGACAAAAACGGUGACGGCUCCAUUUCUCGUGACGAAUUGGCGGCCGUUAUGAGUUACCUGGGCCACGAGCCGGGCCAAGCAGAUCUGGAAGCUAUGAUGCGACAGGUGGACGGAGACGGUAAGUCAGCUGCUUCUACCUCUCUCGUUCUCACUCAUACACGCACACGCACACGCACACAUAAACACGGAAACAUACCCUUCAUACUGCCUAGUGUGAUGUAA